AUGACUGCAUUGGUUGGUUGUCGAAUUUUUUUUACUGUCAACACCCUUUCCUAUCUGUUCUUCCUGUAAUGCAUUACCCUUUUCAUAGGAUAGGGUAAGUUAGGAGCCCUUCCAUAUUUUAUCUUUUGGCCAUAGUAUUCUACUCCCGAUGGUCAGAUGCUUGCGAGAUAACCCUGCCAGUUAAUGACAGAGAACUUCUUUGUUUUGUUUUAUUAUAUUAUAUUAUUAUACUCUUAUGAAAUCAUCGAAACAUUCUCUAAAGCUCCCAAAUUAAGGGAGACUGGACCACUGCUGAUAGAUUUUCCCAAUGUUGGUUAUCCUAGCUCAUACUCUUUGAUCUAUGGCACGAUUAAUGCUAUGAAGUAUUUUCUGUGUCUGUUUUUUUCUAUUUCUGCGUAUAUGCUGCUCUGUUUUGUAGGACUAUGGCCAACUCUCAAAUGAUCGUGUCUUCAUCCAUCCUUCCUGAAACAAUCAGUGUGUAUCUUUCCGAAGCUCAAUCAGACUCUCCUGAACAGCAACAGAAAGCUCUGCAAACACUGGCUACGAUCACCAAGGUCAGUCCCCAAAACAGAAACCUACUAGCGAAAACAAAUGGAGCAGUGGCUACCCUUCUUGCCCUCUCCAAAACAUCAUCCUCCACCAUCCAGUCUCUCUCGUUGUCCAUCCUCUUCAACCUCUCCCUCAACCCUGACCUGAAGAAGUCUCUUGCGGAGAUGGAAACCAUCUAUGUCCUGAACUCUAUAAUUCUCACUCCAAUAUCCCCAGAGUCCAGCAGAUUAGCUGCCUCUCUGGUAUGCAGCUUGGCAAUGCUUGACAAGAACAAGACUAAGUUUGGUGUAGCAGGCACCGUCGAGGUUUUGGUCAAUAUGAUCGCCAGACCCCGAGGUCCUGCUGCUCAUCACCUCCUUAGUUCCUUGGCAGAGCUAGUGCAGUUUCAUGGAAAUUGCACCUUGGCUGUCCGUUCAGGCGCUGUCCAGGUGCUGAUUCAAUUGGUGGAGAGCACAGAUGGGGAGGAUCUGGCUGGAACUUCACUUGCUGUUCUGGGUCUUCUUGCAAGGUUUGUGGAAGGGUUGAAUGCUCUUAUAAAAACUGAACACAUUGUGAAUACUAUGCUGAAUGUGCUAAAAGGAAGGUGCACGUUCAGCAAGGAAGGUGCAGCUGAAAUUCUCCUUCACCUGUUCGAUGAAAGUGAGGGUUGCCUGAGAGAAGCUCUGAGUCUGCCAGAGUUCGUCAGUGCCCUGACUGAUCUUUCAGUUAGAGGUUCAGCAAGAGCUCGAGAGAAAACUUCUUAUCUGAUGAAGAAGAUGACGGACGCAGAUUUUUCAGCACUGACACUAUAAUAAUUAAUUUAUUUUGGAAUAACCGCUUUCUCAUGAUUCUUUUC
Molecule: messenger RNA, 1384 nt
Organism: Tripterygium wilfordii
Lineage: Eukaryota; Viridiplantae; Streptophyta; Magnoliopsida; Celastrales; Celastraceae
Product: U-box domain-containing protein 8-like
Exons: 1
Coding region: 423-1340 (305 amino acids)
Cellular component (GO): cytoplasm; nucleus
Source: RefSeq, a predicted model, not a curated record